Molecule: messenger RNA, 1140 nt
Organism: Electrophorus electricus (electric eel)
Lineage: Eukaryota; Metazoa; Chordata; Actinopteri; Gymnotiformes; Gymnotidae
Gene: fgfbp3
Product: fibroblast growth factor binding protein 3
Biological process (GO): cell-cell signaling
Molecular function (GO): growth factor binding
Source: RefSeq, a predicted model, not a curated record
UCUUUAGGUCUUGCCCCCUGUUUCUAACUCUUCUCUUCAGACCCCUUUGCUCUCGCAGUCCUGAAGCAACUUCUCUUCUCGACAUGCGGCAUCGGUCAAGCCCACUCUUCAUCCCCUUGCUCCUCUUCCUCGUCUCGCUGCCCUGUGCCGAGGCCAAAAAGAAGACUAGGCCGAAGUCAGAGGCCGGCAGCGGCAAUGCCGGCCCUACGAGCCAGCCCGCCCUGAGCUCCGGAGAGCUGAGCACCAAAGAUGGCCACCGGUGCACCUGGGCAGUGCACGAGGGUGGGAACAGCAUGCUGCUCCAGGUGAGAUGCUCCACCCCCGCGGGGGAGGCCUAUACCUGCCAGUUCUCAGGCAAACCACAGGAGUGCUCUGCCUAUGGUGUCCAGCCAGCCCAGUACUGGAAGCAGGUGGUGGGGAAGCUGAAGAAGAGGAGCAGCGCAUGUGAGGGGGAGAAGGUGUUGAAGACACGUCUGUGCAAGAAAGGGCCGGCUGCUGCCCACAUGAAGCUGACCGAAACCAAACCGGGGGGCGCAGGUGGCCGUGCUGAGGGUGGCAGCAAAGGGGAGCUGAUGGGCAAGAAAACGGGCAGUAAGGAAGGAGCCAGGGAGAAGAGGAAGCAGGCCAAGGCAGAAGAUCUGGAGGAGGAGCCCAUGCAGAGCGAUAGGGAGGCAGAUUUCGGGGACGGCGGCGAGGCCGCGGCAGAUACAGAGACAGGAGAGAGCUACUGCAGCGAGGGCUGGCACUCCGUCUGCAGUUUCUUUAUCAAGCUGCUCGAUGGCUGAAGCCACUGGUUCUGAAGUUCAGAAUUCAAAGUUGCUUCUGGCCAGUGUGUGACAAAGAAUGUUGGAUGGACCAGAUUCCACACACGCGCACACACACAUGCACACAUACACACGCGCACACGCGCACACAUUAGAGAUAAUGAUGUGAAAUCCUAUCAAAGACAACAAAUUAUGCAUGCUAAUUCAUCCUAUGUUAAUAUGCAUUUUCUAAAUAAUGUGGGUUUUAACAAAUUAUAGAUGGUGAGACAUUUGGGAAAUAUUUAGAAAGUUAGACAGUUGUUUCUUUGGAUAUUUAGUGAUGACUAAAUCUUUGUAAAUGUUUUGUAGACUAAAUAAACUAACAAUUUGUAUUUAA